Molecule: messenger RNA, 2858 nt
Organism: Epinephelus fuscoguttatus (brown-marbled grouper)
Lineage: Eukaryota; Metazoa; Chordata; Actinopteri; Perciformes; Serranidae
Gene: borcs5
Product: BLOC-1 related complex subunit 5
Exons: 4
Coding region: 413-1006 (197 amino acids)
Biological process (GO): organelle transport along microtubule; positive regulation of anterograde synaptic vesicle transport; lysosome localization
Cellular component (GO): cytoplasmic side of lysosomal membrane; synaptic vesicle membrane; BORC complex
Source: RefSeq, a predicted model, not a curated record
AUCAAUAUUUACGGAAGUGUUGCCUCGUCCUGACCUGAAGUCAUUUCUCUGUCUCAGUCGUUUUGUGUCGUUUAAUGUAAUUGUUUUUAAAUAUAACUCGGUGUCACUCGUCACAGGGGCAGAUGUUGCUUCAACUCUGACUGAGCUUUACAGUAACGUGUGCUAACCUGUUAGCUAACAAACUGUAACAGGAACAACUGACGUUAGCUAACGUUAACGUUAGCAUGUUACCGCAGAGCCAGCGAUAACUGCCCUUCAGUUACUCUGCUGCGGUUCGUGGUCUUGUCGUUGUCGGUCCGGGUGUGUGGUGGUCGUUUGGAGUCGUUUUGAUUCAUCCGGUAUUUAUUCUGCUCCCGUUUCCGUAACCGUUAACGGAAGCUAACCGUUAGCCUGUUAGCCAAACGCUAGCACGAUGGGAGCCGAACAGAGCGGAGACUCGGAGCACAAACACUCGGACUACAGCUCAUCAGUGGUGCCCUCCCCGGCAAAGCAGAAAGCAAAGAUGGAUGAUAUCGUGGUCGUGGCUCCGGGGACACAAUCAAUGAGAAAUAUCCACAACGACCCAGACGUCAUCAAACUCCAGGAGAUACCCACAUUUCAGCCGCUGUUAAAAGGAGUGCUGAGUGGCCAGACGUCACCCAGCAGUGUGUGUCUAGAGAGGCUGGAUGCCGCCCAGGUUCUGCAGCUCUGCAUUCGCUACCAGGACCACCUCCACCAGUGUGCCGAGGCCGUGGCCUUCGACCAGAACGCACUGGUCAAGAGGAUCAAAGAGAUGGACUUGUCGGUGGAAACUUUGUUCAGCAUCAUGCAGGAGCGCCAGAAACGCUACGCCAAGUAUGCCGAGCAGAUCCAGAAGGUCAACGAGAUGUCCAUGAUCCUGAGACGCAUCCAGAUGGGCAUCGACCAGACGGUGCCGCUGAUGGAGCGCCUCAACAACAUGCUGCCUGAGAGCGAGCGCCUGGAGCCUUUCAGCAUGAGGCCCGACGGCGACUCUGUCACCAAGUAGCCUCCUGAAAGCCGACGCAGCUGCUCCUCCCCUGAGUCUCCACCCAGACCUGCGGCCAGGAGGAAGUGCAGGUCUGUCCAGCUGUAGGGAUUACACAUUAAGGUUUUUGUUUCACAGUAGAGCUGAGGUGUAAAUGUGUCAGACUGAUCUGUGACAGCUCUCUACGUCAAGUCUUUCUAUUCUCUCUGCUGAGCACAUGUCAGCAACAUCAUGUUUGCUGUCACAUCUUAAACUCGUACAUGAAUUUAACCUUCUGCUCCUGGCUGCUCAGAGAAACUGCAGAGGGCCUCUGCAGGGAAUCAAACCAGCAACCCUCCAUUCACACGCUUUCCUCACUAAUCUAAAGGCAGGGGAGGAACAAACACUUCUGAGUCAGAGUGAACUCGAAAUGCUCAAAAACUUCUCCUGCAGAUGUGUUGCAGGUUUUAGAGACUCAGAUGGGACUGAGUGACAAAAAAAACAAACUUGAACUUCCUGUGGGCUGAUUCUGGAUAGUGAACUUCACUUUACAAAUAUUUGUCGCCUGUGAUCCUGAUGUUCAUCUCGCUCUGACGCUACGCGCCUCGCCAACUGUGUGGAGAUCCCUUCAUGAGCUUCCUGCGUGCAGAUUGACUGCUUUUAGUUUUCUGAACAAUAUGAUGCAUCAUUGUAGAAUAUUAUGAAGCAGAGACUCACAGAGAACCAAGACGGAUUACUGCUGUUGGAUACGUUGGGAGUAACAUUGGGAGUAAACUGGGAAACCUCGUCUUGGACAGAAGAUAUUUAAUAUUCUCAUAAACUGAUGAGAAAACUUUAAUUUAUUUGGAUACUCUUGUUAUUUUCAUGUGAAACCAUGAAGAACAUGACACAGAGGAGCGACCAGAGACCCUGACACUUUAGAUUCAGAUCAGUACAGAAGACGGACGCAGAGGAGGACAAAAUCAUUUUAGCAAGUUGCCACACCUGUUCAGGCUUCAGCAUUAUCUAUAUAUGUUUUUAAGCUUUGUCAUCACACGCCAAAGAUUCACACGUCCUCACAGCUGGUUAACAACAUGUAGCACUUUAACAACAGUCGGUCACGUCUUUGGUCUCUGAGGAGAGUGAUCAUGUUAACGUCUCUGCUUCAUCUGUUGAAUAUGUGUUUCUGUGUCUCAUGUUGUGCUCGUCAGGUUUAAAGGGUCAGUUCACCCAAAUUAUUAGGAAAUAAUCUCUCUUACCUGUGAAGGUUUCAGUCUGUGUACAUGGUUUUAGUUUCAUUUCUUCAGGUUUUCUGCCACCACAGCUCAGUGAGAGGUGACUCAAGUUUAUUACACAGCAAUAAAGAAUUACAUGAAUCAACAGCAGCAUCUUUGGAGAAAAGGUUCGUCUGUUACUGAGGAUCAUCCACAAAACAAGUGGUCAACGGUUUUAAUAUAGACUAUUUGUCAAAGGUCCAGUGUGGAGGAUAAAGGAGCAGAAAUUAUAUAUAAUAUUAAUAACCAGUGGCGGCUGAAACACCGACAAAACACCUGUAGCUAGCUCAGAACAUCAGAUUUCAGAGUAGAAUCACCUCUUCUUCAGUAACUUACCCAUCUUCCUACCAGUACACCACCUCAUCCACCACCACUACACCACUGUUAAUAAUUACAUACUACACUAACAGACUGCAGUUUACCUUUAUAGUGUUUGGUGGCAGCAGAAAUCUCAACACCUGUUGAAAUAAAAUCAAACCUGUGGUGCAAAAACAUGGCUGAAUACCUUAAACUGUAAGUGAGAAUUUUUAGUUUUUCUAAUUUGUGUGAACAGACACUUAACGCACCUGAUCCUGGGUCAGUCUGCAGUGUGGCAAUAAAACAUAAGAUGCUUGAAAUAAGGAGAUAAAUGGUGUUGUUAU